AUGAGUUCAAGAGGUACAAGCAUAGGUGAGCAGACUGAGAUAACAAAUAAGUUUAAUAUCAUAAAAGAAGUGUACAUUCCUCUGUUGGACGAAAUGCUUGGUCGGUGGGAUUGCAGAAUUCAGCAGCUACCUAUUUCUUCAGAAAAUCUUCCUUCUCACCUGAAGCCUGAUGAGAUUGGGUAUAUCCAAAAGUAUAAAACAGAUUUGGAAUUCGCACGAUAUUCUUUGCAAAUAUGUCCUCGUGGUUCUAUGGAUGAUGCAAUUCGUUGGGAGAAAAAAAUUGUUGGAUAUCUGAAUUUGCCGAAUGUCAUGGCAGCUGUUCAAUUACCCGGUUACCUGUUGUCGCAGUUGCAAAUUCCUAGAAUGAAACAGCAUGACAGCAACCAGAACGAUUCUGAGAAGUCAGUUUCAACAAUGACACCUAUAGAACGAUUAGUUAAAGCGGUAGAGAGAUCGUCACCUAAAGCAUUAAGUGCAGGCGGUCGAUGA
Messenger RNA from Papaver somniferum (opium poppy), 489 nucleotides. RefSeq lists its product as uncharacterized. NCBI's taxonomy places the organism in Eukaryota, Viridiplantae, Streptophyta, Magnoliopsida, Ranunculales, Papaveraceae. The transcript is spliced from 4 exons. The record is from RefSeq and is a predicted model, not a curated record. The coding region runs from base 1 to 489 and encodes 162 amino acids.